GUGUCACAAACAGCUGGAAAAGACGAGUCGCUUCACAUUUUCAUACAUUUUUGGGACACAUUUGAUUCUUGAACGCGUCAGGAACACAUUUCCUGCAUAUUAUCGGUGUUUGUGGUACUUCCGGUGUGUUUGUGUAUGUUUUGUGUCCUCCGUGGCUCCGCCCAGACAUUCCUGUGUGUCUGACCGAGGAGAGAAAAGGAGCCAGAGGCAGCUCCAGCUCUGUCUGUGGACCUGAAGCGGAGAGGAGAUGAUCCAUAACAACAACAACAACAACAACAACAGACAACAUUCUUCCCUCUGACUCUCUCACCUGCUGGACGUGUUACCUCUUUUUCCUUCCCCUCGCUCAGGUUUGUCGGGAACUUUUCUUUCUUUUGGAGGACUUUGGGGCAGAGUUGGUGUUUCCAGUCCGACCACAGCGACAGAUCCCCGCUGAGCUCCACCAUGGAGAUCCUGGACUGCAGCGAACAGUUCCUGACCUGGGACCGGAACCUGAGCGAGCUGUCCGAGGCCGGAGAGAUCGACUCCGUGCUCUACACCAAUCACUUCUCGGAGCUCCUGGACGACCUUUCCCAGGAUGCUUUGCUGGGCCAGCUGCUCAGCGACCCCUUCCUGUCCGGGGGGAGAGGCGGGGUGGAGGCCAUGGAGGGGGAGGACGGGGGAGAGCUGUCCCCGUCCUCCCCUCUGCCUCCUCACAUCACGGCUGAGCACAGCUACUCUCUGUGUGGAGACAGCAGGCCUCAGUCUCCUCUGUCCCACCUGACUGGAGAGCAGGGCAGCGAGGCAGCAGAGUCUGAUGGAGAGUGGCCCAUGGAGCAGGAUGAAGCCAUGGACGGCCUCCUGUGUGAGACCCCCUCUCUCCUCCCCACUCUCUCCCUCUCUCUGGCCUCCAGCGAGGGGCCCAGGCCACCCAAGGGCCCCGCCGUGGCCCCGGCGGCCUCCCCAGCUCACACCCCAGUGGCCAGUAACCAGACCAAAGGCCUGAAGAUUAAAGAGGAGAACAUCAUCCCACAGAUCAAACUGGAGCCCCAUGAGGUGGACCAGUUCCUCAACCUGUCACCCAAAGGUCUGGAGGUUCUGCAGAUGCCUCCCACUCCUCCCAGUUCCCACGGCAGCGACUCAGAGGGCAGCCAGAGCCCCGUCCACGCUACCCCCGGUCUGUCCUGCCCCACCUCCCCCACCAGCCCUGCUCCAUCCCAGGCCGGCCUGAAGGUGUCGCCCCGAGCCGCCUCCUCGCUGUCCAACUCCCCUCUGCUCACCGCCCCGCAUAAGCUGCAGGGUUCAGGGCCGCUGAUGCUGACGGAGGAGGAGCGUCGGACGCUGGUGGCCGAAGGAUAUCCGGUUCCCACCAAACUGCCUCUCACCAAAGCCGAGGAGAAGGCGCUGAAGAAGAUCCGCAGGAAGAUUAAGAACAAGAUUUCAGCUCAAGAGAGUCGCAGGAAGAAGAAGGAGUACAUGGACGCUCUGGAGAAGAAGGUGGAGACCUGCUCCAAUGAAAACAACGAGCUACGCAGGAAAGUGGAGACGCUGGAGUGUACCAACAAGUCUCUGCUGCAGCAGCUGCAGUCUCUGCAGGCGGUGGUGGCAGGAAAAGUCCCCAAAUCCUGCAGGGUGGCUGGAACCCAGACAUCCUCAUGCUUAAUGGUGGUCGUGUUGUGUUUCGCUCUGUUUUUGGGGAGUUUUUAUCCCAGCAGUUUGACUCCGUGCUCCACUGUAACUGAAACAGGCCUCGCUUCCGAACAGACGGCGGUCAAAGAGUCCUACAUGACCACAGUUAAGUCCAGAAGUCUGCUAUCGACCUUCGAAGACGAGCAGCCGCAGCUCCUCGGUCUGGGCGGUGAAUAUCCCGACCAAUGGGAGGACACGCCGGCCGUCGUCAUGGCAGCGUGGCGUCGCUCAGAGCAGCAGAAAGUCGGGGUGGAGCCCAGCAGGGCGGAGACACACCCACCUUUCAGGAAUAAAAGCAACGAUACGCAGACGCUGCUGGACAUCCACAGGUCUCUGGAGCAGAGGGUGAUUGAGAACAGCAGUAAAGUGAUAGAGCUGGAGCGAAGGGUCAACGAGACCUCCUGAGAUUACUGCCAACACCCCCACCAUGGAUCAGUGUCCUGGAGCAAAACCUCGUAAAGUAGCUCCCACUGCUGAUUGUGUACGGCCGAGUUUUACGCCACCUCUGCUUAAUCAGAUACACUGUAAUGGUAGAAAUAAUAAUAAUCAUAAUAAUCAUAAUAAUAAUAUAACAAAUGGGCACUGGUGGCCCUAAUUUCUGAAGUAAAGUUGCACUGAAUAGUUUUCUGGAUGAGUCAACUUACCAGGUUUAGGUGUUGAAAAUUCACACUGAGCUAACUUCAAACGGAUUGAGUGAAUAAUGUAGCGCAGCGUUUAUUCCCGUGGAAAUGCUAUUAAAAUAUGACCCGAGGCUUUUUGCAGGACACUGAUGAGGACUUCUGUAUUUAUAGAGACCGUUUUUUUUUUGGUUGUUUUUCAAGAAUUAUUGCUCUUUGUAGCUAUUAAUAUUUUUAUUUCAUUCCAGUAAUGCAUACAUCCCUUUUUGAUACUUGUUUGUGUUCAUACUGUAUUUAGUGUUUUUAUUUUAUUGUACUCUCUUUUAUAUAUAUUGUUGGUUGUUUUCGCACGUCGAGGAGCUUAUCUCGAGGUUCCUGCGCUCAUUUGGAAAAUCUGACUGAAUAUUUUUAGAUGCCAAAGUGUUCAUAGCAGCUGCAAAAGAAUAAAAAAUUUUAUUUGGGUUUGAUGGAAAUAAUGCAGAAUUACUGGCAUCACAUUUUGCAUGUUUACCAGCUGCAUUAGCGCUCAUAUCCUCCAGUUUCAAGGUUAAUAUUGAAAUUGGAAAAUCUAAACCCAAAGUGGAGAAGUUCCUAUUUGGCAUGUGGGGACCCUGUUAGCCCGCUAGCUAGCUAGCUUCACAUCUGUGUGUUUGCUCUGUUUCACUGUGUGCAAGUCCAAAGUCAAUAUACGACACUGCAAAACUAUUACAUUCUGCGCUGUCUGAUGGGUUCUAUUGGUCUGUCUGAACACCAAAUAACAAGAUAUAGAUGAGAAGAGUUCUUCUACAUGUGUGCUAAACAUGAAGCUACAGCCAGCAGGUGGCUAGCCUAGCCUAGCAUAAUGAUGGAGGGAAGCAGCUGAUGUGUUUUUGUCCAAAACUAAAUAAAAAAGCAGCUGUAAAACUCCCUGUUUAACACAUUACGUACAUUAAUGUGUGAAUUUGUAGGCAUUAGAGGUGCUGGAGAUGAUUUUUUUAUUGCUAGUCAGAGUCAGGCUAGCUGUUAUUCCAGUUUUUAUGCGAAGCUAAACUAGCCGCUUGAUAUUUACAGUGCAGACAUUCUGUGCUGUCAGUCUACUCAUAGUAAAAUAUUUCCCAAAAUGUCGAAUACAGGCCUUUAAUCCAGUGAUCUUUGCCUUGCACACUUCAGCUGUUAGCAGUCUUCAUCUGUUAUUUUUCCAGCAUUUGCCAAAAAUAUGUAUUUUUUUCCCAUGAAUAGAAAAAAACCUAUCUAUUUUUGUAAAUGUGAGUUGUUUCUAAAUAAGAAAGUCUAAAUGUUUCUGGGAUCUGUAGUUUAUGAACCAAUCCAUAGUUCAUUCUGGCUCUAUUUUGAAUUCUGUGCUGUUGGUAAAUUAUAAACAUAAGAUGCCUUAAUAUUCUUGACUCUCUGUGGGGUUUAGUUUGUUCUUAACUGUCCACUUCGAGUGUAUCACAGAUGGAGUUUUAAAUGUCUGAGCUUUAUCGAAACAUGUUCUACAAGCAGUCAGCUGUUUGAUGAUACACAUACAAUUGUGGAAUUGUUUAGUUAUCAGCUGAAGGUGAAUAAAAUUGCCAACGACAACUGUUGACUAGACUAGAAAA
Messenger RNA from Amphiprion ocellaris (clown anemonefish), 3865 nucleotides. It is a transcript of the gene creb3l2, whose product is annotated as cAMP responsive element binding protein 3-like 2. The record is from RefSeq and is a predicted model, not a curated record. NCBI's taxonomy places the organism in Eukaryota, Metazoa, Chordata, Actinopteri, Pomacentridae. Gene Ontology annotation, biological process: regulation of transcription by RNA polymerase II. Bases 445 to 2073 code for a protein of 542 amino acids. The transcript is spliced from 12 exons. Gene Ontology annotation, molecular function: cAMP response element binding; DNA-binding transcription factor activity, RNA polymerase II-specific.